Messenger RNA from Guyanagaster necrorhizus, 396 nucleotides. RefSeq names its product YjgF-like protein. Gene Ontology annotation, cellular component: cytosol; mitochondrion. Gene Ontology annotation, molecular function: deaminase activity. The record is from RefSeq and is a predicted model, not a curated record. The transcript is spliced from 4 exons. Bases 1 to 396 code for a protein of 131 amino acids. NCBI's taxonomy places the organism in Eukaryota, Fungi, Basidiomycota, Agaricomycetes, Agaricales, Physalacriaceae.
AUGUCUGCUUCUACCGACCCGUCCCUGACCACAGUCUCCACCACCAAUGCCCCUGCUGCCAUUGGUCCCUAUUCCCAGGCCAUCAAGGCAGGCGAUUUGCUCUUCUGCUCUGGAUGCAUCCCGCUGGACCCGGCAUCUAUGCAAGUCGUCGAAGGAGGAAUCGAGGCACAGACAAAACAGGCGCUGAAGAAUCUGACUUCUGUGGUUGAAGCUGGUGGAUCAGAACUAGGAAAGGUCGUCAAGACAACUGUUUUCUUGAAAUCGAUGAAUGACUUUGUUGUUGUCAACGGUAUCUAUGAGGCGACUUUUGGCACCCACAAGCCUGCACGGUCUGCUGUUGAGGUGGCGAGACUACCGAAGGACGUGUUGGUUGAGGUUGAAUGUGUUGCUAGUUGA